Messenger RNA from Leucoraja erinaceus (little skate), 1626 nucleotides. RefSeq lists its product as uncharacterized. The record is from RefSeq and is a predicted model, not a curated record. Bases 636 to 1544 code for a protein of 302 amino acids. The transcript is spliced from 2 exons. NCBI's taxonomy places the organism in Eukaryota, Metazoa, Chordata, Chondrichthyes, Rajiformes, Rajidae.
CAGUAAAGUCUGAUCAAGGAUAGUCCGAGGGUCACCAAUGAGGUCGAUAGUAGUUCAGGACCGCUCUCUGGUUGGGGUAGGAUGAUUCAGUUGCCUGAUAACAGCUGGGAAAAAACUGUCCCUGAAUCUGGAGGUGUGUGCGUUUUCACACUUCUGUACCUCUUGCCCGAUGGGAGAGGGGAGAAGAGGGAGUGGCCGGGGUGCGACUGGUCCUUGAUGAUGCUGCUGGCCUUGCCGAGGCAGCGUGAGGUGUAGAUGGAGUCAAUGGAAGGGAGGCUGGUUUGUGUAUGUGAUGGUCUGGGCUGACAAUAGACAAUAGACAAUAGGUGCAGGAGUCGGCCAUUCGGCCCUUCGAGCCAACACCGCCAUUCAAUGUGAUCACGGCUGAUCAUCCCCAAUCAGUACCCCGUUCCUGCCUCUCCCCAUAUCCCCUGACUCCGCUAUCUUUAAGAGCCCUAUCUAGCUCUCUCUUGAAAGCAUCCAGAGAACCGGCCUCCACCGCCCUCUGAGGCAGAGAAUUCCACAGACUCACAACUCUGUGUGUGAAAAAGCGUUUCCUUGUCUCCGUUAUAAAUGGUUUACCCCUUAUUCUUAAACUGUGGCCCCUGGUUCUGGACUCCCCCAACAUCGGGAACAUGUUUCCCGCCUCUAGCGUGUCCAAACCCUUAAUAAUCUUAUAUGUUUCAAUAAGAUCGCCUCUCAUCCUUCUAACAAUAAGAUAUCCUCUCAUCCUUCUAACAAUAAGAUCACCUCUCAUCCUUCUAACAAUAAGAUGCCCUCUCAUCCUUCUAACAGUAAGAUACCCUCUCAUCCUUCUAACAAUAAGAUCUCCUCUCAUCCUUCUAACAAUAAGAUCGCCUCUCAUCCUUCUAACAAUAAGAUCCCCUCUCAUCCUUCUAACAAUAAGAUCACCUCUCAUCCUUCUAACAAUAAGAUGCCCUCUCAUCCUUCUAACAAUAAGAUGCCCUCUCAUCCUUCUAACAAUAAGAUACCCUCUCAUCCUUCUAACAAUAAGAUCACCUCUCAUCCUUCUAACAAUAAGAUGCCCUCUCAUCCUUCUAACAAUAAGAUUCCCUCUCAUCCUUCUAACAAUAAGAUCGCCUCUCAUCCUUCUAACAAUAAGAUCCCCUCUCAUCCUUCUAACAAUAAGAUCCCCUCUCAUCCUUCUAACAAUAAGAUGCCCUCUCAUCCUUCUAACAAUAAGAUUCCCUCUCAUCCUUCUAACAAUAAGAUCGCCUCUCAUCCUUCUAACAAUAAGAUCCCCUCUCAUCCUUCGAACAAUAAGAUCGCCUCUCAUCCUUCUAAACUCCAGAGUGUAUAAGCCCAGCUGCUCCAUUCUCUCAGCAUUUGACAAUCCCGCCAUCCCGGGAAUUAACUUAGUAAACCUACGCAGUACUCCCUCAAUAGCAAGAAUGUCCACAAUUCUCUGCGAUUUCUUGCGGACUUGGUUGGAGCUCCUCCCAAACCAAGGUGUGAUACGUCUCGCCCACGGCCACCUACGCUCCAAAGAAAUUAGCCCCAGCCAGCCCAACCUCUCCCUGUAACUCAAGUCCCAGGUGAAUUGUGCCAGCACCCUUUCCAAAGUACCGACUAAUGUCACACUGAGAUAUGUCCACGUCUGUUAGU